Messenger RNA from Rotaria sp. Silwood2, 1875 nucleotides. NCBI's taxonomy places the organism in Eukaryota, Metazoa, Rotifera, Eurotatoria, Philodinida, Philodinidae. The record is from the annotation of a GenBank genome assembly.
AUGUUUUUAGGCGAAGUUGGUUCACCAAAUUUUUUUGAUUUAGGUAAUACUGAUACUAACUCUGGUAUAUAUCCAUCUCACAAUAGUAGUACUGGUUCUCCGUCACAAUCAAUACCAUAUUCACCAAAUUUAUUAAUUGAUCCUCUUGGAGCAAAUUUCACUAAAACUGAAAGGAUCGAUUUUUCAUUAAUGGCACAACCGUCUGAAAAACUUCAAAUUAUAGCACAACCAAAAGCAUUUUAUCGUGAACGAUAUUGUAGUGAAACAGAUCCACGUAAAAAUCGAGCUCAACGUUUUAUUCGUGCUGACGAUGAAACUAGUAAACAUGAAUAUCCAACUGUUCAAAUUCCAUUAAAAUGGCGUGAUUCAAAUCGAGAUUUAUACAUUCGAGUUACACUUGUUACUAUUUUUUCGGAAAAAGCACCCGUCAUAUGUAUACAUCCAUAUACAAUUGAUACAACAGAAAAUGAUGUUUUUCGAGAUUCACAUAAUAAUUCACUUUAUUUUCCAAUAACUAAAGAUGAUGUGCUUUGUGGUCACAAAAAUUUUCGUAUAAGUCGAAAAAAAAUGGUUCAACAUGAUUUAAAAUCAUAUGGACCUUUACAUUUAUUCGAUUUAAAUCAAACUGAUAUUCAACGUGUUAUGAACUCUCAUGAUGCUAAACAAAUUAUUGAAACAUAUCAAUUAUGGAAAUCUCAACUUGUAUUUACAAUUGCUGAACGUUUAUAUAAUGAUCUUUUUCCAGUUCCAAUACCUUCGACAUCAGUAACAUCUCAAAUAAUGUGUGACGAAGCUAGUCGACGAGAAAAACCAUUUAUUAAUGAUACAAAUUAUAUAGCCAUGUUAAAUGAUGCUACAAUUAAAUGUACACCAAGGAAAGGUGAUUGGAAUGGUGGAGAUGAAAUAUUAAUGACAAUUCCUAAGCUUGAUAAACGAAGAAUAUUCAAUAUUUAUUUUGAUUAUGGUUCAAUGGGAAAACUAGGUGAUAUAAAAAUCACAUUUGUUGAUUCAAAAACAAUCUUUUUUCAAACCCCACCAUGUCAAAUGUCAAUAGCCGAACGAAAUUUUACAGUACCAAUAAUUGUCACACAAAAUGAUCUAAUAAUUGCUCGUGUUGAUUUUAUUUAUUUAAUGCCAAUGACAACAACCAUAAAUUUAUGUUCACGUUGCCAGUGUGAUGUGAUGAAUAUAAAUCAUAUGAAUAAUAAACGAAGAUAUUUUAUACUUGAUCCUACGGAAGAUGAUGGAGGUGAAUUAAUUGCUCAACAAAUGAGUCGAUUAACAACUGAAGAAAAAUAUGUUGAAUCAAAUCGUCGACUUAUAAAUGAUGACAAAAUUUCUAAAUUUGAUAAAUAUCUUGGUCAAUUACAAGAUGCAAUCGUUGAAUUUGUUCGUACAAAUAAUCCUUCACGAUUAUUUCGUCGAACACGUCUUCUACUUGCUAAAUGUGAUCAAAAUCCUCCACCAUUAGAUGAUGCUAUUCGACAUGGUCAUAUUGAUUUAGCAUUAAAACUUAUCGAGCAAGUAGUCGACAUGUCUACAUCGCCUGGUUUACUUGAAAGAAAGAAUAAUGAUGGUGAAACAUCAUUAUUACUUGCUGCUAAACUUAAUGAAUGGAUUUUACUCGAAGCAAUGCUUAAAAAACGUUUAGAUCUUACUGAAAAUACUGAUAAGAAUGAUAAUAAUAUUUUACAUCUACUUGCAAAUAUAUCGGAAAAUAAAGCUAAUGAAACAAUCAAAAACGUUCUUUUAUUAUUACCUGAUAACAUAAAAACAAAUCUUUUAAAAAAGGAAAACAAUGAUAAACUAACACCAAUAGAUAUUGCUCAAUCUAAAAACAAUACGUAUUGUGCUGAUCUUUUUAAAAAAAUUUAA